CGCAGCAGCAAGAAAAAUGGCGACCGAAGAUUCUGAAAUGCGAAGCUCCACAGGAAAUGAAGGUGUGGUCUAAUUUAACACCCACAGUGUUAAAAUGCAGUAACGACUAAAAUCGACACCAACACUUUUCAGGAAUCAACUCCCGAUGUGUUAUUUUAACUCGAUUAAGUGUUGAACUAACUCGGAACUCUGUUGAAUUCUACUAACACUGAAAAAUCAACACUGGCAUUUUUGCUGUGUACUGUCUCCUGCCUCUUACUCUUACGCCAGAACACAACGCAACGACAACAGGCGUAACACUUGAACGGGUUACAUUGGUGCCGUGACCCUUUGGAUUCAUCAAGCAUCGACGUCAUCUCGAUCACCGUGGGGAGCUCUUCCCAAUUUCCUUUGUUCCAAGUUGGUUGCUUUUCCUAACUUGUGUGGGACUUUUUGAAUGAGCUUGGACAUUUAAUCUGCUCAAUUCUGAUCCUGAUUAACAUUAAGUUUUUGCUUUUGUACGGUUACACUGUUUUGAAUCUUGUGUUUUUUGUGAUUGUGCUUUAUUCAUCAUUAUGGAGUCGGCAUCUGGUUCAGAGGCAACUGGUGUUCCUGAUGGGGAGGUUUCCUCUAAUGUUGGUUUGGGGCGAGGGUGGUUUCUUGGGGAUGGGUUUCAGACACCUAAAGUUGGUGUGUCAUUUGCUCCCAAGUUUUGUUCCACUCGUCUCCAGGUUCCUCCCUGUGACAUUCAGACCCCGCAGACAGCUGCCAAUGCUGAGUUGAGUACGCUCAUCUCAGAUUUGGCCAAUCAGAUUGGUCAGUCCAUUGUAGCCCAGCUGCAAGGUGAUAAGGGGACCAGUAUGCCUACUGAAGCCUCUAAGGCUGAGCAGGGACCUCCUGAGCUGAAUUUGUCUGGGGUGAAACUUGUCUUGCAAUCAGACGUCAAGGAGCCGCCAGUUUUCAGGGGUGACGGCAGUGAUAAAUUCUCCAUUCAUGAAUGGGUGGAAAUGAUGGAAAUGUACUUUGUAAAACGCAACACACCAACAGAUCAGCAAUCACGUGACAUAUUGGCUAGGUUGAUGGGGAAGGCUAAGGAUGUAGUGAAGGUCACCCUACGUCACAACCCCUCACUUGACCAUGUCCAGGUUCCUGAAUUGAUCUUUGACAUUCUGAAACAGCACUUUAGUGUGUUGACUUACUCUUCUAUGCCUAUGGCUGACUUCUAUAACACUAAACCAUUACAACAUGAGGGAGUGAUGGAAUAUUGGAUAAGGCUAAACAAUGCUAUUGACGUUGCUGACGAGUGCUUGCGUAGGCAGGGGCGUAAUGUUGAGGAUCCGGGACGCGAGGUCUCGAUGAUGUUCAUCAAGUAUUGCCCUGACCCCAUCCUCUUGAACAGGCUCAGCAUCAAAGCAGCUGAGGAGUGGACAACCACUGAGGUUCAAGAACGCAUUGAUAGCUUCCAGCAUGAACUCAGGGCACGCAGUCAGGGCAGUUUCCACACCUCACAGAGGCAAGAGGUUAGCCACAACUGCUCUAUUGUGCCUCAAGAAGUGAUGGCAUCACAGCCUGUGCAGGCCAGUGUCGCCUUGCAGUCUCAGCCUACAGCACCAGUCUCAAACCUUGCUUGUCAGCUUUCGCCCACAGCAGCUUGCUUCACUCCUGUUCUAACUGAUGUUUCGACAGCCUGUCUCUCUGGGACAUCAGUGUCUUCUUGCCCGGUGUCUACGCCUACUCCUCAGUUCCAGCAGUCUCCAACAUGUCCUGUGACCACUCAGUCUAUUCAGCAGUCAGUUGGUUGCGAGCUUGGUUCGACUACCACCCAAGCUUUUGAUGUGACUGGCAUGCGCGCUCUGAUCAGCCUCUUGGAUCGCGUGAUGGCAUGUCAGAAUGUGCAGUCUGCAGCCCCGGCAUCUGCAACUUUGCAGCAUUUUAACCGCGGGCCCUCCCUUAAGAAGGGUUGUCAGGUCUGUGGCAACACUGGUCAUUCCACUCACAUGCACUGCAGGAGAGAGAAUCUCUGUCACCCAAGUUGCAGUGAAUGACAAGGUUAACUUGAGGGGCAUGAUGGAUUCCGGGUCCAUGGCUUGCACUAUGAGUGAGGAGGCCGAGAAGUUGCUUAGAGAAGCUGGAGCUCUUGUGAGUGACCCACAGUCAGCAGAAUGUAUUGUGCUGGUUGGCUGUGGUGGGAAGCAGACCCACCCAAAGUGUGUUUAUGACUUGGCACUUACUGUCCACGGUGUGAAGUGCAUGGUGCCAGUCUUGGUGGUGUCGGCACAGCGUGAUGAGCUCAUCAUUGGCUCCAAUGUCCUCAAGUACCUGAUGCGAGUUAUGAAAAAUUCUGAUGACUAUUGGAAGCUUGUGUCUGUGGGGAGCAACCACUCGCUCCUUGACUAUGAGCACUUCUUGGACAUGAUGUCGUGCACCACCAGAUGGAGGGGUGAGGAGGUUCCUGACAAGAUUGGCACUGUGAAACUGCCUCGUGCUGUGACCCUACUCCCACAGUGUGAGCAUCUGGUAUGGGGCAGGCUGCCCAGCAAUGUGCCAGUCUCUCCAGGCAGCACGAUCAUUGUGGAACCUUGCACCUCUGGGCCGAGAGACGUUCUUGUUGGCCGGGUGAUCACAUCCAUGUGGGGUGAUCGGUGGGUGCCGUUGAAGAUGACCAAUCUCUCCGCAAAACCAGUGACCUUGAAACGCAACUCGAGGGUUGCUGAUGUUUCAUCUUGCCUUGCGGUGGAGGACCUUGAUUUCCCGCAGGACUCCUGCAAGGUGGCGAGUAUGGCCCAGGCACAAGUCAGUGGGCCAGCCGCUACCGAGGCUGACUUGAAUGACAGGUUGUGUUCCCUCGGUUUGGGUGAUCUUGACAUUGACUCAUGCCAUGCCACCUUACAUUCAAAGAGAGAGCUUGUUGAGCUAGUUGAGCAAUAUGAGGACAUCUUCUCUAGACACCCGCUUGACUGUGGCGAAGCUAAACGCUUUGUACAUCGGAUCCACCUGACUGAUGAACGCCCAUUCCGCAUGCCUUACAGAAGAGUGCCCCCUGCUCAUUACCAACAACUAAGGCAGGUACUUACUGACAUGGAGGAGAAAGGGAUUAUUCGCAAAUCCAUCAGCGAGUAUGCAUCCCCCCUCGUCAUGGUCUGGAAGAAGGACGGUGGAUUGCGGAUUUGUACGGACUUCAGGUGGUUGAAUGCGCGAACUCUUAAGGAUGCGCACCCACUCCCUCACCAAGCGGAUUGCCUUGCCGCGCUUGGGGGCAAUGCCUUCUUCAGCACGAUGGAUUUAACUUCCGGGUUUUACAACAUUCCGAUGUGUGAGGAGGAUAAGAAGUACACCGCUUUCACAACGCCCGUUGGCCUGUACGAAUACAACCGGAUGCCACAAGGGCUCUGCAAUAGCCCGGCUUCAUUUAUGCGCAUGAUGCUGAACAUCUUUGGUGACCUCAACUUCACCAGUCUGCUCUGCUACUUGGAUGACCUUCUGGUCUUUGCUCCCACUGAAGAGGAAGCCCUGUGCCGGCUCCGAGCUGUUUUUCAAAGGUUGAGAGAGAACAAUCUCAAGCUGAGUCCAAAGAAGUGUCAUCUGCUGCGGAAGUCAGUCAAGUUUCUUGGUCAUGUCAUCGACCAGACCGGAGUCGCUGUGGACCCUGCUAAGGUGGAAGUGAUUUCCAGGAUGCCAAAGGAGGCUCUGAUGGAGAAGGAUGGUUGCACUCCUUCUGUGAAAAGGAUUAAGUCCUUUUUAGGAAUGGUCUUUUUCUAUCAAUGUUUCAUUCCUGGUUGCUCAGCGAUUGCCAAGCCUCUGUUUGCUCUGACGGCUGGCCAGAAGAGGAAGGGACGGUCUAGUCAGGCUGGGAGGGGUGCUGGCAUGUUCAGGAGGUUGACUGCUGCAGAUUGGAGCCCUGCGUGCGACAAGGCCUUUCAUAAACUGAAGGAUGACCUCCUUAACUGUGCCGUGUUGGCUCAUCCUGACUUUUCACGACCGUUCAUUUUGUCUGUGGAUGCUUCUCUGGAUGGACUGGGAGCGGUUUUAUCACAAUUGCCUAUCGACGGGGAUAAGGCACGCCCUAUUGCUUUCGCGAGCAAAGCGUUAAGCAGGUCGCAGCAGAGAUACCCAGCCCAUCGCCUGGAGUUCAUGGCCCUGAAGUGGAGCAUCUCUGAAAAGUUCAGCCACUGGUUGAAGGGGCACGAGUUCACAGUAUGGACUGACAACAACCCGCUCGUUCAUAUAUUGACCAAGCCCAAGCUGGACGCUUAUGAACAAAGGUGGGUGGCCAAGCUGUCAUCCUACAACUUUGAUUUGAGGUACAUCCCAGGUCGAAAGAAUGUUGUAGCAGAUGCACUCAGUCGUGACCCCUUCACCUAUUCUAUUGGUGGGCGCUUACUUCAGGAGCCCUAUGAGCACUUGGUGCAGAAUGCAGAAGGUGCGGCGGCUCAUGAGGUGCAGGACGCUUUCAGGUUUGGUGUCCAAAAUCUUCAGGUCGCCCAACAACCUGCUCCAGCUCUGACCUCGGAAGAUUCCUACAGCUUGUCGGAAGUCAAGGCUACCUUGGUUCACCAUGAUUACUGGGAAACCGCUGCGGAGAAUAGAGCUGUCUCCCUUCUCCACCUUGUUCAGCAGUUGCAACCAGUUGGCAAUGAUGUACUGCCAUCACUUACCUUGCAUGAGCUGGAGGACCACCAACUUCAAGAUCCUGUCAUCUCCGCUGUCCUGCCACUCAUAGCCCGCAGGAGGCGCCCUUCCAGGCGUGAGAGACAUGAUAUGGAUUCCAGGGCACUGGCCUUAUUGAAGCACUGGGAGAGGUUCAAGAUUCGGGAUGGCAUUCUCUACAGGGAGACGAGAGACCCUGUGAGCAAAACAAAGAGACUCCAGUUGGUGUUGCCAGCGAAUUUACGGGCGCAGGCCUUGAAAGGUGUCCACGAUUUGGCAGGGCACCAGGGUCAAGUUUGGACCCUCCACCUAGCAAGGCAACGUUUUUUCUGGCCCAAUAUGGAGAGGGAUGUGAAGGAGCAUGUUCGGUGCUGUGGAAGGUGCAUACUCGCCAAGACUCCAGAGCCUGCAGCACGAGCCCCAUUAGAGAGCAUUAAGACCUCUGCUCCCAUGGAGCUCAUCUGCAUUGACUUUUGGUCAGCAGAGGACAGAAAGAAGCGCUCUGUUGAUGUGCUUGUGGUGACUGACCACUUCACGAAGAUGGCCUUUGCUUUCCCGUGCAAGAACCAGACUGCCAAGCAGGUUGCCAGAAAGUUGUGGGACUUUGUUUUUUGUGUAUAUGGUUUUCCCGAGCGUAUUCACUCAGACCAAGGUCCCAGCUUUGAAAGUGAAUUAUUUUCUGAGCUUCUGCAGAUUUCGGGCGUUGCCAAGUCUCACACUACUGCUUAUCACCCUAUGGGCAAUGGUGGCACAGAGCGGUUCAACCGCACACUUGGCAAUAUGCUGCGAGCUCUCCCUCUCAGAGCCAAACAGGAAUGGCCGCGGCAGAUUCAGACAUUGACCUUUGCUUAUAACGCAACUGUUCACGAGACUACUGGAUAUGUCCCAUUCUACUUGAUGUUCGGCCGUGUCCCACGACUACCGGUCGACGUUAUGUUCAAGUCUGUUUUGCAUGAUCCCAUUGUGGUGGACUUUGACAGCUACUCCAAGCUUCUUCUGUCAUACUUGUCUGAGGCUGCCAAGAUCGCCCAGGAGCACACCAGCAAUGAGCAGGAGCAUCAGGCUCGUCAGUACAAUAAGAAAACCAAGGGUGUGUCUCUGAAUGUUGGGGAUCGCGUGCUGCUUGCCAAUAAAGGCGAGCGGGGCAAGAAGAAGCUUGCAGACAAGUGGGAACCUCGGGUUUAUACUGUUGUGGAGAGGCAUCCCAGGACCCACAUUUACAGGAUCAGUGACUCUUCAGGCCAGAGUAAGGUUGUACACAGAAACCUUCUGUUGGACGUGAGUUUCCUUCCUGUUCAGGAUGCAUUGGGGAGUCAGUCCCUGGACGUUUUCUCCAGUGAGGGGGAUCUCAGUGCUUGUGGGGAUCUGGAGGACCCUGGCAGUCUAGAGACAGAGUCUACCGCAGCAAGGACUUCCUUGUGGGUCCUUUCGGAUUUGAGCCAUGGGGUAGAUGUGGAUUCUGUGGCAGGAGAGCAGGCCUCACAGUCUACGGAUCGUCAGCACGGUUCAUGUGAUGGUGCGGACGUGGACAAUACCUUACCUGACUCUCAGACUUGCACGACUCACACUUCAGCAAGCCCUUCUGGUCAGGCCCAGCACUUUGCUCUUCCUACUCCGGUUGACUGUUCCGCUACCUCUGAUGUGACACAGUCUGGCACGGUUUCUGCUCCGGGUGCCUGUCAUGGGGACGCUGUUGUUCCGCAGACUGUUCCUGUUUCUGGCUCGGACAUGAAUCAGACCUCUGGUUGGCCGUAUCCUGGGCAGCCAUCCAACUUGCCAAGACAUGACCCUGACUGUGCCAGUGUUCGAGGCAGAGUGGUUACCAGAGCGGGUCGGGUGGUAAAGUCAGUCAACAGGCUGAUAGAAAACAUGGUCCAGAAGCCUAUUACAUGGGGCCUGUUACCACCACGUGAGGCUCGGCCUCUAGCAUAGACUGUUUUUUUGGUCAUCCCAUUGCGUCUUAUGAAUGUGUAUUUCCUUGAGGCAUCAUGGCGACUCACUGCGUGUUUAAUGGGACCACGUUUGAUGAGGUGUAGGCUGCACCUUUGUGUUCUGAAAGGGUUGGAGGCCUGAUCAACCUAUCCAACUUCUUUUAAUCCGUCUUACGGAUAGUUUUUUAACUGAACUAUGGAUAAGAUCCUUGGUUUGCCUGGUCCGGAGGUGAUGGUAGUUCAGCAUCGUUGUGCCUCUUGGUAUUGCAGUACCAUUCAGAUGUGUAGUGAUUUUGGUGAAAUUCAGGGGGGGUGAAUGUAACAUAUGUGUUAAAUACUUGUGAAUUUCACUCAAAACACCUUUUUUUUGGAUUAAAUAUGUCAUUUUUGCAUCUCGGUCUCCUACCUGUGUGAUCUGAGUCUGUGUGCGUUCGUGUGUGUGUGCGCUGCGUAGUGACGUAGGCGCGUGCAUGUGUGCCCCGGUCACAGCUCCUUUCAGCAUGGCCGGAGGUAAGUCACUGCCACGUUGCUCUCUGCUAAUUAAAGUUUGUUCAGAGCCCAAGCUGCAAUGUGAAUACAGCCGAACCGCAGCAUUUUUGUUUCUCAUUAAGAGAUUAAUUCGGGAUAAGUUUUGUGGAGGGCGGAGUUCGCUAAUAUAUGUUUUUAAUGAGUUUUAGCCGAGAACGCAGCUGAAAUGCUAGCAUGCUAAGUUAGCCUGAUCGCUAGCGGCUAGUGAGCGUACUCGCGGCAGUCGUUUUUUUAACAGCGUGCACUCUUUUUUCCUUCGUCAGGAGAGGUGCACUGGCAGACGCAUGACACACACAGAUCAGACUAUUUCUGUGUUGCAGGUAUGGAGAUGUUCUUGUGUUUUAGAGAUGCAGUCUUUCAUUCAUUGUUUUUAUGGUACAGUGUUGUAUUCCCUGUUGCAUGGCGAUUAUUAAUAUGAUUGAACUUAAGUAUAAUGUAAUUACCAAAGUAUUGGGUCCUGGUUAUUGAAUUGUAUUUAUCUGACUGUUUAUUUGUUUAUUGUUCUUAUAAGUUGUUUUUGAUGAUUUUUCAGUGACAUAUUAUUUAUUUUGUGCUUUUUGUUUUUGAGGGCUUAAGUUAAUGUUUUAAAACGAUUUGUUGUAUUUGAUUUAUUAUAUUAUUGUAGUGUAAAUGAAGCUGCAGACACAGCUCCUUUCAGCAUGGCCGGAGGAGAGGUGCACUGGCAGACGCAUGACACACACAGAUCAGACUAUUUCUGUGUUGCAGAUAUACAGUAAAGAGCCAAAGACCCAG
Oreochromis niloticus (Nile tilapia) is the source of this 7838-nucleotide messenger RNA. RefSeq lists its product as uncharacterized. The coding region runs from base 1870 to 6558 and encodes 1562 amino acids. The transcript is spliced from 2 exons. The record is from RefSeq and is a predicted model, not a curated record. Gene Ontology annotation, molecular function: nucleic acid binding. Gene Ontology annotation, biological process: DNA integration. Lineage: Eukaryota; Metazoa; Chordata; Actinopteri; Cichliformes; Cichlidae.